Molecule: messenger RNA, 1688 nt
Organism: Cherax quadricarinatus
Lineage: Eukaryota; Metazoa; Arthropoda; Malacostraca; Decapoda; Parastacidae
Source: RefSeq, a predicted model, not a curated record
CCUAUGUAUGCUACACACUGACACAUUCAUUCUAUUCUCUGUUGCAGGUGAUGGCUGUUAGUGUAGUCAAGUGUUGGGUGUCGCUGGUGUGUUGCUGCCUACUGUUGGCGCACCUCAACACUGCAGUCCCAACACCACCAGACUAUGAUGGGUGACGCACUCUUCGACCACGACUUGGUACGUAAGGACAGUCGCAUCCCAGCUCUCAGACUCCGCUUCGGCAAGCGCGACUCCUAUGGACAGGAAGAAGACAUGGCCAGCCAGGAGCAGUAAGAGUCUGCCUGCCACCACCCCAGCAACACUCAAACCUUGAUGUUCCUCUUCUUACCUCAUCGGCGGUCAUCCUCUGCUGAUAACGCAAGGACAACAUGCGUGACUUUAUCUCUCUCUAACUGAAAUUUAAUGUAAAUUAUCCCACUCUUGAAACUACCCCUAAAUCCUCCCAUGGAUUAUAAUUUGGCUACUACAGUCAGCUUUCAUCAGGAUGUAUCUGUAGCGAUUGAAUUUAAUAAAUAAUAAUAAUAAUAAUAAUAAUAAUAAUAAUAAUAAUAAUAAUAAUAAUAAUAAUAAUAAUAAUAAUAAUAAUAAUAAUAAUAACAGUAAUAGAAUUAGUAAUACGAAAGGUGUGAUUCCAGGCUAUGUAUUGUCACCAGUCUGGUGUGUGUGUGUGUCACCAAGUCGCAAUUUAGAGCAAGUGACCUCGGACUCACCCUAACAAUGUCACAGCCAUCACCAGCCCACAUUACUGCCUCACCACUCUGCUAAUCACCCAAAAAAAAAAAACAUUAUUUCGAAUAAACCAGAACACCUGAGUGUAAUAAGUCUAUUUAACAGAACUGGGAGCACGUAGAACGUAGUACACGUGGUGGUCAAUAUUGGUGAGUUGCUGGUUGUUAUGUUUAGCCUGGUGCUACCCCCCACCACCCCGCCCAGCUAGCCUCAGCUCCUGGUUCGCCCCGAGGCUAGCGAGUGAGGCUCCCAUAUAUGGUGUCACAUCUGCAUUCCAUUAUAAAUAUAGCAUGUGUAUAGUAAGUCCUCUUAUUACGAGUGAUGUUGUAAUAGCCUAGCUCAUUCUUAAAAAAACACUAAGUUUUUCUCAAAUGUUUAGGUAAAGCUGCAUAAAAUCAGAGGCUGGGGUAAAAAAAAAUCGACUUGGUAGGCUGUUAAAACCAUUACAAAAAUAAGUAAUAACUAAUAAUAAAGUUGAGAGAAUUACAAAAGAAGUUGUGAGAAGAGAGUGAUUAUUACAUUGGCGCAGGAAAUAUGAUGGUCUUUGUGGCACAUGUUGUUGCGUUCGCUACACAGUGUGGCUCUAAAAAACCAAUACAAUUACUAAAUAAACAUUGAUCUCUGACAAAACGAGAGGGUCCAAUUAGUCCACCAGAAAGCCGCGUUAACCACAGCUGGCUUUUAUGGUCAAGAUCCAUGAUGGUGCGAGGCAGACAAGACGUAAAUCUAGAACACUCUGCUGCUAUUUACAUUAAACACAACUGGUCAGUGUUUCACUUCCAAGAGCUAAAAAAAACACUGAGGUAAACUGUUUACAUUUGUGUUGCAUUUGUGAUAGGUGUUGAAAGAAAAUGUAAGCGCAUUAAAAUGUCUGAGAUUAACACAAUGGUGAUGUCGACCAAAGUUUCUAGUGCAGUACACCAUAAUUACAUUUAUGUAUAUCUAGAAAUAAAUAAAUU